UUUCUAUACCACAAGCUCGGUAACCCCGAGCUACACUCGGGCUUACCAUGCGGCGCUGCUAAAUUCCUGGGGGUCCCUGUAGCACUUACCUUGUCCUUCGUUCCCACGAUGUGUCCCCUGCAGCGUCCCCGGCCAUCUCCUCCGGCCGAUGCCGGCAUCCGGCUUCUGUGUUCCGGUCCCCCAAUGACGUCGGUUUUACCGGCGUCGCCGGCUAGUUUGGGCGGGAAAUUUAAAAAAUUAAAAAAAUGUCAUUUUUUUUUUUUUUCAAUUUUAUAAUAUGCUUUGUCCUGUGCCCUUCCUGCAUUUUGUCUGUUCUUUCUG
Molecule: messenger RNA, 321 nt
Organism: Staurois parvus
Lineage: Eukaryota; Metazoa; Chordata; Amphibia; Anura; Ranidae
Source: the annotation of a GenBank genome assembly